AUGUUGUUUCAAUACUUUGUUUGGGCUGCUAUAGCCGCAAUCGGACUUGCGACGACGGCUAACGUGCCCUCUGAAAAGACCUACGAGCCAAAUCCGCCCGUUACACACAAUGUUUUCUUCACGCUUGAAUACACUGAUAAAGAAACUCAAAAGCCCAAAGAGUUCGACGUAACGAUCGAAUUGUAUGGAACUGUGGUGCCAAAAACCGUAGACAACUUCGCCAAAAUCGCCAAGGGUGUGACAGCCGUGAUGAAGGGUAAAGACGAGGUCAAUGAUCGCUUCACCCUGGGCUACAAGGACACCGUUUUCCACCGUAUUAUUCCAGAUUUUAUGAUCCAAGGUGGUGAUGUUCUACCAACUGUGGGUCCAUUCAAUAUCCACGGGAAACAGUUCUUUGAAGACGAAAACUUUGAUCUGAAGCACGAUAGACCUGGAAGAUUAUCCAUGGCCAAUCUCGGUAAAGAAGACACCAACGCUUCCCAGUUUUUCAUUGUAACCUGCUUGGAUCCGUUGGAAAGUCUAGAUGGUAAGAACGUUGUUUUUGGUCAAGUUGUUGCUGGAUUGGACGAGCUAAUUGACAAAGUGCAACAUGUGGAAACUAAUAAGGACGACAGACCUUUGCACGAUGUCAAGCUCAAGUAUACGAUCGUGGAAGAGCUGAAGAUUACGGCACCUGAGGAGCUGCAUAAGCAGUGGUUGGUUAAGAUUCAGAAAUAUCAAAAUGGUGACCUUUCUCAAGGUGUGACUAUGGCAUCAACCAAAGCUGUUGGCAAGAAAGAGGAAAGCAUUAUGAAGGAAUUGAAAUACGAGCAAUUGCACCAUCCUGCUGUGAAAGUGGCUAUCGGGUUCUCUGUUCUGCUUGCUCUGUACUUGAUCCUCAGAACUAGAAGCCGUAUUUUCAAUAAAACUUCCAAAAUUGUGUCCAUGAGGCAUGAUUGA
Molecule: messenger RNA, 939 nt
Organism: Lachancea lanzarotensis
Lineage: Eukaryota; Fungi; Ascomycota; Saccharomycetes; Saccharomycetales; Saccharomycetaceae
Product: LALA0S02e07118g1_1
Exons: 1
Coding region: 1-939 (312 amino acids)
Biological process (GO): protein folding; protein peptidyl-prolyl isomerization
Cellular component (GO): endoplasmic reticulum; fungal-type vacuole
Molecular function (GO): peptidyl-prolyl cis-trans isomerase activity
Source: RefSeq, a predicted model, not a curated record